AUGCAUAUCCGGGAUAAAUUUGAGAAUACUCGAGCAUCUUUGUUCCAUCGAUCUCCUCUUCCUAUACUUGAGGUUGCCCUUACAGAGCUAAUUUCUAAGGAAACACAACAACAAACUCAUCGGGUUCAUUCUACUGAUAUGGUCUUGGCUACUACUCCAUCUAGCUCAUCUACUCCGGCCACUCCUGCUGUAGCUGUUGCUUCUUCUAAAUCGCGACGUUUCAACAGCCAAUGCCACUAUUGUAAGGAAGAUGACCACUGUAUUUCUGAUUGUCCUAAGAAGAAGGCUAAGGAUACUCUUAAGGCUAAUGCAUCUUACUCUUCCAAGCCUGUUGCUGCUAUCUCCACCAGCUCCUCAGCUUCUAAUUCAUCUUUUGAACCUUUUUUGUCGUCACUUUCUGCAACUGACAUUGAGGCAAUUGUCACCCAGGUCCUAUCCCGUACUUCUACUGCUUUAUUGGUCUCCAUAGUUACCCAUAGGAAGUCUUUAAAUCUUGUUCUUUUAAUUUAUACUGCUGAUGGUUCACAUAUGUCUGUUAGUCAUUUUGGUCACGUUUCUACUCCUAUCCUUUCUGAUCUGAAGACGAGCCAGCUAGUUGGGACCGAGCAUAAAGUUGGUUGCCUUUUUGAGCUUACAUCUCUUCAUUUGCUUAGUUCUUCUUCUCCUCAAUCUCUUAGUGCUGCUGUGUCUUCCAGCGUUUGGCAUUCUCGUCUCGGUCAUACAUCUUUAUCGUGUGUUCAGUCUUUAGCUUCUAGUGGUUACAUAG
Olea europaea var. sylvestris is the source of this 766-nucleotide messenger RNA. RefSeq lists its product as uncharacterized. Gene Ontology annotation, molecular function: zinc ion binding; nucleic acid binding. The record is from RefSeq and is a predicted model, not a curated record. The annotation marks the transcript as partial. The transcript is spliced from 3 exons. NCBI's taxonomy places the organism in Eukaryota, Viridiplantae, Streptophyta, Magnoliopsida, Lamiales, Oleaceae.